CAGCUCAGCCGUCCGUCAGACCCUGUGAGUUUCAGUGCCGUGUGAGCCUCAGCGAAGGAAGGUUGUGGCUCCUCCGCUCUGAUCUUGGCAGUGGCGCUCUGCCUCCGGGAUAUUUGUCUGUCUUUCACGUGUCAACAAAUUCAGUCUCUGUGAUGUCUCUAGUUCUUAACCCUCAUGAUGUGAGCUGAGGUGUUGUUGGGUGAAUUUGUGAAUAGACAUCAUCUCCAGAGUGUGCUUUAAAGGUGUAGAAGGAUUUUAAAUCUUGAAUUUGGUGUCAAAAUGUUGGUGGAGAAGCCCGAGGCUGUAGUGUUGUGUGUGGCCCUGCUGGUGACCUGCACGGCGGCGCAGCUGGGACUCAACGAGGAGCCCAGAUUACGGAAGAGACCAAGGCACUUCCUCCAUCUUCGUAUCCAGAGAACGCGGGAUGACCUAGAACACCACGUGGACUGCAAUGUGGUGUGCCAGGACAAUUCGCGUGACCCCGUGUGCGGCACUAAUGGCCAAACCUUUGACAGCAUAUGUGACCUCGAUCGUGACAUUUGUAGAAAGGUCAAGGUGAGCCUCAAGCACCGGGGCGAGUGUUCCUUGGCGGAGAAGUGCCUGGACGAGCGAAGAGCGAAGCAGGAGCAGCUAGCCAACGGAGAAAGCGUGUACGUGCCCACCUGCUUGGCUGAUGGGUCGUAUGCCGCGGUGCAGUGUCAUAAUUUCACGUCGUACUGUUGGUGCUCGAGGUUGGACGGCAAGCCUAUCCCUCAGACUAUCCAGAAGGAGAGAUCGCCCCAGUGUGUUGAAGAUCGGACGAGCCCCCCAGCGCCGGAGUCACCCCCACAAGGCAAGUGGACCGGGGUAGUUGGUGAGGAGCCGGGGGUACAGGCAGUUCAAACACUCAUGUCCCUCUCGACCGCCAAAGCCAGCACAGCACGCCCUCGCCCACGCCCGCCCCAACCUGGCCCCAAGCGGUGCAGCGGGAGAACCAGAAAGACCUUCAUCGACAACAUGAGUCACCACCUGGUAAAGGAGUUCAAGAGGGAAAGGAAUGCCAAGCGAAUGUCUGAGGAGAAGCUGUUAAGGAAGGCGGUGAAGUGGAAGUUUAAUCGUCUGGACACCGACGACGAUAAGCAGCUGAAGCGGCGGGAGUAUCGAGGCUUCAAGAAACCCGUCAGGAAGUUCAUUAAACCCAAAAAGUGCGCCAAAAAGUUCCCGCGCUUGUGUGAUACUGACAACAACAGCAUUCUCUCCGAAGCCGAGUGGAUGGUCUGCUUCUUACCCACACGGAAGAGAGGAGACCAACCUAGCAAAUGUAGAAACGGUUCCUGCCGGUCAAGCUCCCCCAAUGACACGCGACCCAAGCCUUCAUGUAAUCGGGACCGGCAAAGCAUACUAGAGGCCGAGAGUGCAGGCAACAACAGCAUCCCUAUCCCUGUGUGUCAGCCCAAUGGGAAAUACGAGCGUGUUCAGUGCUAUAGAGAUAUCUGUUUAUGUGUUGAUGAAUGGACAGGGAACAGUCUGGAUGGUACUGGGGUGACGAAUGGUACUCCUGACUGCUCGCGACCAAUGCCACAUGCACGCGAAUGGCCAGGUUGUACAGGAGAAACCAAGACCAAGUUUAUUCUGGACCUGAAGAAAUUCCUCUUUAAUAAGGUGGAAGGUGGAGACAGGAGUACAGGAGCAGAUUCAACUACACAGUCAGUGGAGGAGUUUGCUGCUACUUAUCACUUCCGAAAUCUUGACAGAAAUAAUAACCAAUUUCUGGAGAAGAAGGAGAAAAGAUUGGCCAAGAGGUUUUUGAAAAGUAAUCCUAAGUUAAAGAAGUGUGGACGAAAAAUCACUAACUAUUGUGAUGUGGACCGAGACAAUAAGGUGUCACUGGAGGAAUGGAUUGCUUGUGUCGUGGUGGUGCAGAAUGAAACUGGUGACAGCCCUAAUGGUGGUGGUCAAGAUGAUGUAAGAAGAAUUGGAGAGAAUCCACUCCAUAAAUAUCUUGUACCAGAAGAAGAGGCUGGUCGCUUGAAAAAUAGAAAGUGGUAGAAUACUUCUUACUCAGUGGUUUACAGAGAGGAUCCACCACGCCCACCACCACAGGGAAGCUCGAAUCCCUUUGAGACGAUUCUCAAGUCCGAAGCUUAAGAGUUAAUUAAAGGCCUUCAGCUUUUUGGGAAUUUGAAUAGAAAAGAAAUGUUUGACACUGUCUUGUUGCGAUCUGAUAACUUGUAUAUCCAAACUCACUAUAUCCAAAUAUGUUAGUUGAUAGUGCAAAUUAUUUGGAGUAUCCCGCGCCCUACUAGUAUUGUUUUCCUCGUAAGCUAUAGUGAAAAGUUCGUAACAACAGUGUAAUCUGACAUGGAUGCUGGUGCUCCAGUUGCCAGUAAUUAAAAAAAUGUUUCUGUCAUCAUGGCAUAUUACCAUCAUAUGUUAUAGCUUAAUAUCUCUUAUAUUCCUUGUUUGAAAAAUCUUACCUCACAUGUGCAUAAUUUUAUUUAAGACUAAGGCUUUUCUCUUAAAUUAUAUUAAUGUUCACAAGGUUUUAUCUAAAUGUUGAGAAAUUUCAAGUUGGAAAAGUUUGGGGGAAGUUAGAACAGUCUGAAUUACAUCAGUAAGAAACUUG
Homarus americanus (American lobster) is the source of this 2605-nucleotide messenger RNA. It is a transcript of the gene magu, whose product is annotated as SPARC-related modular calcium-binding protein 2-like. Gene Ontology annotation, cellular component: basement membrane. Gene Ontology annotation, biological process: cell-matrix adhesion; extracellular matrix organization. Gene Ontology annotation, molecular function: heparin binding; protein binding; calcium ion binding. The transcript has 16 exons. The record is from RefSeq and is a predicted model, not a curated record. The coding region runs from base 280 to 2028 and encodes 582 amino acids. Lineage: Eukaryota; Metazoa; Arthropoda; Malacostraca; Decapoda; Nephropidae.